Messenger RNA from Gracilinanus agilis (Agile Gracile Mouse Opossum), 4703 nucleotides. It is a transcript of the gene KDM3A, whose product is annotated as lysine demethylase 3A. The record is from RefSeq and is a predicted model, not a curated record. Gene Ontology annotation, molecular function: histone H3K9 demethylase activity; chromatin DNA binding; transcription coregulator activity. Gene Ontology annotation, biological process: regulation of transcription by RNA polymerase II. The transcript has 25 exons. Gene Ontology annotation, cellular component: chromatin; histone deacetylase complex. The coding region runs from base 99 to 4109 and encodes 1336 amino acids. Lineage: Eukaryota; Metazoa; Chordata; Mammalia; Didelphimorphia; Didelphidae.
CGCCGCCCGCCGCCCCUUGUUUGUCUUUAAAGGGAGCCGGCGGCGGCGGUGGUGCGGAGCCUUAGCUGAGCCCGCACGCCCCCUGCCCGCCCGCGGCCAUGGUGCUCACGCUCGGGGAAAGUUGGCCCGUCCUGGUGGGCAAGAGGUUCCUUAGCGUAUCGGCCUCCAAGGAGUGCGGGGGCAGCGGCCACAGCUUCGAAGUGGAGCGCGUGGACGAGUGGCCCUGGGUGUCGGGCACCAUCCGGGCCGUGUCCCACAUAGACGUGACCAAGAAGGACCUGAAGGUAUGUGUGGAAUUUGAUGGAGAAUCAUGGAAGAAGAGAAGAUGGAUAGAAGUAUAUAGUCUUCAAAGGAAGGCAUUUUUAGUAGAACAUAACCUGGUUUUGGCUGAGAGGAAAUCUGCUGAGAUUGUGCAGUGGCCUGCAAUACUAUACAAAUCCCUAUUGGACAAGGCUGGUUUAGGAUCAAUUACUUCUAUUCGUUUUCUUGGAGAAGACCGAAGAGUAUUCAUUUCUAAAGACCUUUUGAAGCCUAUACAGGAUGUAAAUGGUCUUCGACUUUCUCUCAUGGAUCAUCAGAAUAUCAGUAAAGAAUUUCAAGCCUUGAUUGUGAAACAUUUAGAUGAAAGCCAUUUGUUACAAGGUGACAAAAACUUAGUUGGUUCAGAAGUAAAAAUUUAUAGUUUGGAUCCAUCUACCCAGUGGUUUUCAGCAACUGUUGUAAAUGGCAAUCCCACCUCGAAAACACUGGAAGUACGCUGUGAAGAGAUUCCAGCUCUAAAAAUUGUUGAUCCAGCACUGAUUCAUGUUGAAGUUGUACAUGACAACCUUGGGAAUUGUGGAAAAGCUAAAAGAGUGGGUGCUACAAAACGGAAAUCUUCUGAGAACAAAGGAGGCCUGGCAGCAAAGCAGGCGAGAUCCUGCUCUGAGGCAUCUUCCUCCUCGAUUCCAAGUCCUGUGCAGUCUGUUCCCACCACAGUUCUUAGCGAUGUCCUCCCUGGAUGCACUGCAACAACUCCACCUAGUCAGAAUCUCAGACAAAGCACUCCUCCGGCAGCCAAUUCUCCACCUGAUCUUGGUGCAAACUCUCCUCAAGCAGAUGAUACACAGAGUUUACCAGAAGAAUUUUCAUCCUGUCUAAACACAAAGACUGAGACAACGGGAAAGGACACAGAUGCAGAAUCACUUUGUAAGCAGUCAGCUGAAACUGUAACGGAGGACUUAAACAACCCUAGUAAACCCAACAUGAACUAUACCCAAUUGAAGACUCUGAAUUGUCUUCCUUCAACCAAUACACCAAAUUAUAAUGAAAGUGACAAGAAAAACCCAUUAGAAUCCUUAGUCAGAUCCCCUGCUGAUCCUCCUUUGGAGGACUUGACGCCUGUUGCCCAGGAGCCACAGGAAUCUUCCCAGGAAGGCUUAGAGGUGACAGAGACUUCUGAAUUGCAGAAGCAUCUGGACUGUAAACCUUCCACAUCGAAUCUUUGUGCUGCCCCUGCCAGUGAGCCUUUAGUGAAAGCCCCUCUUACUAGCCGGCCCAAUAAUGCUGAGGGAAGGAAUCCUGAAAAAGCUCCUUUCAUAUGUCCUCUCUGGGGACCUUCCAAAGAGACUGCAAGUGUGAGACAUGAAAACGACAGCUGGCAUGCUGGAAGUGGCAGUAAGGUCCAGAAUGUCCCUGCCCGGAAAUCAGUGUUGAUGGACCCAGCCAAGGUCAAGAAGCUGCAGCAGAGUGGUGAGGCCUUUGUACAAGAUGGUGCCUGUGCAGCUAUUACUGCAAACCUGUCCAAGUGCCGGGAGUGCCGACUAGAUAGCUACCGGAAGGACAAGGAUUCUCCUGUCUUCUGUCGAUUUUUUCACUUUAGGAGGUUACAAUUUAAUAAGCAUGGUGUUUUGCGAGUAGAAGGCUUCUUAACUCCAAACAAGUAUGAUAUGGAAGCCAUUGGCCUAUGGUUGCCUUUGGCCAAAAAUGUGGUGGGUACUGAUUUGGACACUGCAAAAUAUAUCCUUGCCAAUAUUGGAGACCACUUCUGCCAAAUGGUGAUAUCAGAGAAGGAGGCGAUGUCAACCAUUGAGCCACACAGACAAGUUGCUUGGAAGCGAGCAGUUCGAGGCGUUCGAGAAAUGUGUGAUGUGUGUGACACUACAAUCUUUAACUUGCAUUGGGUGUGCCCUCGGUGUGGGUUUGGGGUUUGUGUGGAUUGCUUCAGGAUGAAGAAAAAAAAUGUGCAUCAAGGUGGUACAUAUAAGACAUUCGCCUGGAUUAAGUGUGUGAAGAGUCAAAUCCAUGAACCAGAAAACCUCAUGCCCACCCAGAUCAUUCCUGGGAAAGCUUUGUAUGACGUAGGAGAUAUUGUUCACUCUGUAAGAGCAAAAUGGGGAAUAAAGGCAAACUGUCCUUGUUCAAAUCGACAGAUCAAACUCCUCUCGAAGCCAGCCCCAAAGGAGGACACCAGACAGAAUACUUUAGCUGGAGAAAAGCUUAGUAGUCUAGGAGCAGCACUCCAGCGAAAUAGCUGUGUGUUAGACUCAGCAAAUGGAAGCUGUGAUCCUGCUACCAAGCCAAGCUGUGGCACCAAGCCUGUGUGUUCAGUCAGUUCUUCACCUUUAAACUGGCUAGCUGACUUAACCAGUGGAAAUGUGAACAAGGAAAAUAAAGAGAAACCACUCACAAUGCCAACUUUAAAGAAUGAAAACAAAUCUCUCCAGUCUCUUCCCCCCUUGACUAAGCCUCCUACUGUUCUGCACACCUUUAACAGCACAAUAUUAACACCUGUAAGCAACAACAGCUCCGGUUUUCUUCGGAAUCUUCUAAACUCUUCUGGAGGGAAGACUGAAAAUGGCCUCAAGAACACACCAAAAAUCUUGGAUGACAUCUUUGCUUCAUUGGUUCAAAAUAAGACUUCCUGUGACACCCCGAAGAAGCCUCAGGGAUUGGUUAUAAAGCCCAGUAUUCUGGGGUUUGACACUCCUCACUACUGGCUGUGUGAUAACCGCCUGCUGUGUCUACAGGACCCUAACCAUAAGAGUAACUGGAAUGUCUUCAGGGAGUGCUGGAAGCAGGGACAGCCCGUGAUGGUGUCUGGGGUACAUCACAGACUGAAUGCAGAGCUGUGGAAGCCCGACUCCUUCAGGAAGGAGUUUGGAGAGCAGGAAGUCGAUCUAGUCAAUUGUAGAACCAAUGAGAUCAUUACAGGAGCCACAGUGGGAGAUUUCUGGGAUGGAUUUGAAGAUAUCCCAAGUCGCCUGAAAAAUGAUGAUGAACCAAUGGUACUAAAACUGAAGGACUGGCCUCCAGGAGAAGAUUUCAGAGAUAUGAUGCCUUCUCGGUUUGAAGAUUUGAUGACAAACAUCCCAUUGCCUGAAUAUACCAGGAGAGACGGCAAACUGAACUUGGCCUCCAGAUUGCCAAAUUAUUUUGUUCGUCCAGAUCUAGGACCCAAGAUGUAUAAUGCUUAUGGGCUGAUCACUCCAGAAGACAGGAAGUACGGCACAACGAACCUUCACUUGGAUAUAUCUGAUGCAGCAAAUGUCAUGGUCUAUGUGGGCAUCCCUAAGGGACAACUUGACCAAGAAGAUGAAGUCCUUAAAACUAUCCAAGAUGGAGACUGUGAUGAACUAACAAUAAAGCGAUUUAUUGAAGGAAAAGAGAAACCCGGGGCCCUUUGGCACAUUUUUGCUGCCAAAGAUACAGAGAAGAUCCGAUCGUUCCUUAAGAAGGUUUCAGAAGAACAAGGUCAAGAAAACCCUGCUGAUCAUGACCCUAUUCACGACCAAAGCUGGUAUCUGGACCGGCCACUCCGAAAGCGUCUUCACCAAGAGUAUGGAGUUCAGGGUUGGGCCAUCGUACAGUUUCUUGGGGACGUUGUCUUCAUACCAGCAGGUGCCCCACAUCAGGUUCAUAACUUAUACAGCUGCAUCAAAGUGGCAGAAGACUUUGUUUCCCCAGAGCAUGUCAAACACUGCUUCUGGCUCACUCAGGAAUUUCGCUAUUUGUCUCAGACACACACUAACCAUGAAGAUAAGCUACAGGUGAAGAAUGUAAUCUACCACGCAGUGAAAGACGCCGUCGCAAUCCUAAAAGCCAACGAGUGUGGCUUUGGCAAACCUUAAAACUCCAGACCCCUCCCUGGACCCGAACUACUGGCAGCUGUUUGGAAAGACCUUGUGACUUUCUGUGGACUCGGAACUCACAUUACCUCAUCCCCCCCAAGCAGUGCCUCGCUCGAGAAGGUACUUCGUCUCCUGUAUAUUUCCAAGUGUGUAUAUGUAGUGACUCUUCCCCGAACCCUCGGCAUCCAGAACCCGGGACUUCUCGCCUGCUACCGAAUUCUAAACCAAACUGUAAGAAAAUUACCUCUUACUGAGCUCUGGAAACUGUCUCCGCCUGCUCCCGCCUGUUUGUUGAGCGACUGUCAACAUGGAUUUGUAACUGCUGUUAGAAGCAUUAGGGUGGGGGGGGGUAGUGUAGUUUGUCCUUCCAGUCCACAGGGGGAGCCCAGAAUACCAGGCUAAUGCAGUUCUUAAUGCAUUACCAUAAGAUUUGCAUUAGGCAACAGCAAAAAACAAAAAAAUCUACUGUAUAAUUCAUGGGGUUAACCAUCUUUAAGCAAAUGAAAUCUAAUUUAAUUGAGGCUUUGCUAAUUUCUAAGUGUUAAGCAUUUUACAUUAAACAAUAUUCAUUUUAAAUACUUUGUAUUGUCUUCU